Sorghum bicolor (sorghum) is the source of this 1634-nucleotide messenger RNA. Its product is annotated as sufE-like protein 1, chloroplastic/mitochondrial. Bases 96 to 1196 code for a protein of 366 amino acids. Lineage: Eukaryota; Viridiplantae; Streptophyta; Magnoliopsida; Poales; Poaceae. The record is from RefSeq and is a predicted model, not a curated record. The transcript has 2 exons.
UUCUCUCCCGAAGAAUCAAAUCUUGUUCUCUCUUCUUCUCGAGACCAGACCACCGUAUACUGGAACAAUCCUCCGUCGCCGGUCGCCGCCCACCCAUGGCCUCCGCCGCCAGCACUGCCGCCACCGGGGCCCCGCUGCGCCUCCUCUUCUCCUCUUCCAACCGUAUCUCCAAGCCCUUCCUUCCCCGCCCCCACCGUCUCACCCUCUCCUCCCCCAUCUCCUUCCAGCGCCUCACAGCCCGGUCCGCCGCCUCCCCGUCCCCAUCCACCACCACCUCCUCCCCCUCUGGCUCCGGCUCUGUCGACCCGGCGCAACUGCCCCCCGCGCUCCGCGACAUCGUUGGCCUCUUCCAGUCCGUCCCGGACGCGCGCACCCGGUACAAGCAGCUCCUCGCCUACGCCGCGCGCCUCCCGCCCAUGGACCCGGCGCUCAAGACCGAUGCCAACCGCGUCCGGGGCUGCGUCUCACAGGUCUGGGUCCACGCCGAGCCGGACGAGGGCGACGGCGGCGGCCGCAGCGUCAGGUUCCACGCUGACUCCGACGCGCAGCUCACCAAGGGCCUCGCCGCGCUGCUCGUGCUGGGGCUCUCUGGCGCGCCCGCCGCGGAUGUGGCCAGGGUGCCCGUCGAGUUCAUUGAGCUGCUCGGGAUCAGGCAGAGCCUCUCGCCCUCCAGGAACAGCGGCCUGCUCAACAUGCUCAGCCUCAUGAAGCGCAAGGCACUUGAGAUCGCCGGUGGUGACUCGGCCACAAGCCAGCUAUCAGUCCAAGAGGCUGCUGAAUCGCGUGGAGUGGACGACAAAGAGCCUGAAUUUGCAGCUUUCGGGGUGCAGGAAGAGGAAAGUGCAGAGGAGGCAGAGAGACGUGACGAGGAUGAACAAUUGGGUGAAGUUCCACUUGAUGCAGAAGGGAAUGGUGCUGUGAGUGGUGGGAGGAAGGAGAGGAUAAGAGAGAGUUUGGAGAGGGCACUUUCUCCAGUGGAGUUGGAGAUUGAAGACAUAUCGCAUCUCCACAAGGGCCAUGCUGGGGUGGCUGGGAGCAAUGGGGAGACACAUUUCAAUGUGAGGGUGGUGUCCAAGGAGUUUGAGGGGAAGAGCUUGCUCAAGAGGCACAGGGCUGUCUAUGAUCUCCUGCAGGAGGAGCUCAAGACCGGGUUGCAUGCCCUGUCAAUUGAUGCAAAGACUCCAUCUGAAGUUUAGUUGGAACUGAAUCAUGGUGAUCAAUCAUGGUGCCAGUCUAGGGAUCAUGCCAUUUGUAUUAAAAAAAUUAGAUUUAAAAUGCUGGCGCGUCGCAGCACAAAAUCGCUGGUGUUCUCUGUGUUCUUGCAUCAAUCAAUCCCAUUUUCCCAACAAUUUUAUUAAGAGGGUGUACCAUUAGAUGUUAAGUAUAUCCAUGGUAGAGUUGGAACUUUGAAUGGUGGCGAGUCCUAUUUAAUGUAUGGGUGGUCGGUAUCCAACAUAACUUGUCCAUUUUAUGUUAGUACAGAAGUGCUAUCAUACCUGUGUUACUAAGUUGCUUCAUAUAGUUUAAAAAUCAAAGAGCCAUAAGUGUCUCGUGUCAAUUUCAUAUUUAAUGUAAUGGCUUCAAUGCAUUUAAACAUAUUUUGCUCAUUUUUUUCCCUAUGCACUUCUUGUUUC